AUGGAAUUCAAGACUGAUAACGGAUGGAAUAUUAAUACUCUGAACACCAUAUUGCCUAGUGAAGUGGUUAAUGAAAUAGUGCAGAUCUCGAUCACUAAGGCUACUGAUAAAAUGUUUUGGAAACCUAACGCAUCUGGAAUUUUUUCUAUCACCUCGUGUAUACAGCUGUUCAGACAGAGUAAAACAAGACAAAUGGCAUACAAACAUAUCUGGGAUAAGAGAAGGGUAGCUAGGGAAGUCUGGUCUCACUUUAGCAGGGCUAUGAAUGUCCAGGAAAUCAAAUGUGGGCAUCCAAGGUCAAUGCUUAUACACUGGUUUCUGCAAAAGGAAGCUAAUACUGGAGAAAUUAGAAAUGUGAGUCCAAUGGUGAUUAUCUGGUUCCUUUGGAUGGCCAGAAAUAAAGCCAAACAUGAUCACUAUAAUAUAAGGACUGAUAGAAUCAUCAAGCAAGUCUACAUUCUGAUUAACGCCCUUAUACGAGCUGGUAGGAUCAAACAAAAUGGGAGAAGCAAGAGGAAUAAACCCAUAGCUGUCAAGUGGAUUAAACCAGAGGUAGACUGGUUCAAACUUAAUACGGAUGGGGCAUUGAAAGGAAAUGAAUUGGCUGCAGGAGGUGGAUUAUUGAGGAACAACCUGGGGGAUCCAAUAUGGGGAUUUUAUGAGUAUUAUGGUGAAUGCUCGAUACUGGAAGCAGAACUUAGAGCGAUAGAAACGGGGCUGAAAUUAUGCUGGACACAAGGAUACAGGAGAGUGUGGAUUGAAACUGAUUCUAAGACGUCUAUAACACUGAUUAAUCAAAAUAAUGGACCUUGGGGAGUGCAAUAUACUCUUCAAUCUAUUAGAGAAAUCUUGGAGAAUAUGGAGUAUAAACUGUCUCACACCUGGAGGGAAGGGAACCAAGCUGCUGAUUGGUUUGCUGCUAGAGGAUACUGUGAAAAAAGAUAUGGUCUGAUGGAUGCUAAUGAGUUCAAAGGAAGAAUCAAUGGAAUCGUGAAGCUGGAUAGAAUAGACUCAAGGUCUACUGGUGGAUACGUGUUCACACUAGAAGGUGCAGCUGUGUCUCGGAAAUCUUUGAAGUGGACAGUUAUAGCUAGAUCUACAAUGGAAUAUGAAUUUAUCACACUGGAUAAAUGUGGGGAAGAAACAAAAUGGCUACAGCAUUUCUUAGAGGAUAUUCCAAAGUGGUCAAAGCAUGUACCUGCAAUAUGUAGACAUUGUGAUAGUCAAUCUGCAAUUGGCAAGGUACAGAGCAACAUAUAUAAUGAUAAGUCAAGACAUAUUUGUAGAAGACAUAACAGCUUUAGACAACCAAUCUUUACCAGAUAUAUCUCCAUUGACUAUGUAAAGUCAAAGGAUAAUAUUGCAGAUCUGCUAACCAAAGGGUUAAAUAGAGAUUUAGUUGAGAAAUCAUCUAUGGGAAUGGGACAAAAGCCAAUAAAAGAAUAUAUUGAUACAUUGAAAACCCAACUUAGUUGA
Fraxinus pennsylvanica is the source of this 1476-nucleotide messenger RNA. NCBI's taxonomy places the organism in Eukaryota, Viridiplantae, Streptophyta, Magnoliopsida, Lamiales, Oleaceae. The record is from the annotation of a GenBank genome assembly.